UGUUGUCUAUGGUUGUCUUCUUUGCUUCAUGUCUUUGCAUUUGCUCUAGCUCUGACUUUAUGGAUCUGCAGCAAUGAAUUCGUUGAAUGUCCAAAUGUUUUAGAACAUGCCAAUGGAAAAAAUCGAUGAAGAGUCGGAAGACUCUAUCGGAACCCUUCAAGCCCGAUUGAGGAAACUUGAAGAUGACCUGGGCAAAGAAAAAAGACUUCGAGACAAGAUCGAGCGGUAUUGCAAUGAACACCAUUGCGGUCACGAUGCAGCCUCCCAUCAGUCUGGAGACACUGUCACGUGGCAGAUGUUCAGGCAACGAGAGGCAGAGGUUUCUAAACUACGAACAAAGAUUGAGCUUGCAAUGAAUUCACACGAAGAAGCAAUGACCUUGGCAAAGCUUCAAUUCACGCAAGAGCUGGACAGACUUCAAAAUGAGCUCAGUGGCAUCAAGGAGCCACAUGCAAAUUUAAAAGCUUUAGAUUGUGCUAAACUGAAUCUUGUUAAGUACACGUCUCAAACUGUCCUUGGCUCGCCCUUUCUGCCAAAUGAAGAAGCUUCUGUGUCUACUAUUGAAGCAAAUUUUGCCAACAGAAAAUUAGAAAUCGAAUUGGAAGAAACACAACAGGAAAAGACUAGCUUGGAAUUUGAAAUUAAGAAGAUCAGAGUACGAUUGAGUGAAGAAACACGGGCUAAGGAAAUCUUUGAAGAGCAAUUGAGAAAAGCAACCGAUGAGCUUGAUGUGAUGCACAAAAAGCUAGACGAAGAAGAACAAGCAAGGAUUGAUUUGAAGAGAAGCCUGAAAGCAGCAGCAGCCGAACUUGAUGAAUGGAAGGCAAAACAUGCUGAAUCAAGUUCCAGCUCUGAGAGGAAGCUAAGCAUCAGAAUGCAGGAAAUUGACGAGGCGAUUCAGAAGGCAGAAUUUACGUCAUUAUCGAUGGACAGGGUCAAAGUUCGUGAGGAUAACAUUGCGCAAGAUGUUUCUGUCAGUUUUAAUGCAACUCCUGACAAGGGACGUAGAAGCAAGACAUCAGAUUUUGCCAUCGAGCAGGAACUGCAAGAAUUUAAGAUCAAGUUUGCUGAUUCGGAGCAGCAGCUGACUGCCUGGAAGAGAAAGUUUGAGGAACUUGGAUAUGUCAGAGAUAGUUUAGAGGAAAAGGUUGAAUUGAAAAAUGAUCAGAUUAAAAAGUGGGAAAAGACAUGCGAAGAGCUGAAUAACAAGUUGAUUGAAAUGGAGAAGGUCAGACAGCAAAAGAUCGCCCUUGAAGAAAAAAUCAGACAGAUGACUCAGUUUGUUGAGAGAACAGAAGGCCUAAUUGAUGAUCUUGAGAAAGCAGAAAAUGAAAAAGCUGAACUUAGAGGUGAAAUCAAAGUACGCGAUGACCAAAUUUCUGCACUGGAAGACAGUCGAAUGGAUUUAAAUGAUGAAAUUGCGAGAUUGAAUGGGCAGAUCUCAGAAUGCGAAGGAAAAAUUGAUCGAUUAAAUUCAGAGAACGAAAGAUUGUCGAUUACCCUGGAAGGAAUCAGGUCUUCGUUUGAUCUUCAAGGGCUAGGGAAAUCAGCUCUGGAACAAAAAGUUCACCAACUGAAUGCUCGGCUCGUUGAAAUUCAAGCAAAGUAUGUCAAUGAACAGCAGGAGAAGCAGGAGCUGCGGAGGAUUUUCAGAGAAUCGACAAUGGGAGUUGUGCAGUUGAAAGCAAAGGUUGAAUGCGAGAAAAUCAGAAACAUCAAUGAUUUUCAUGAACUGAAGAUGGUGUUGAUACAAAGAUUGACUGAUACGGAAAAUGUCUUCACAGAGGCGCAACAAAGAGCAAGAAAAGAGCUCCCAGUUCAUCAACAAUCGCGCCGUGCCAGCGUUGGCCUCCUUCCCGCACCCCCGGCAUUACCAGACAAAACGGAGUAUGAAGUCUUGGAAUGGAAGGAGAAAUACGAUGAGAUUUGCAGGGAGAUCGAGAGAGCAGAAGAUGAAGUCAAAGACAUGAAUGCUCAGGUUGCAAAAAUGCAGGUUGAGCUGGAACAAACAAAUGAGGAUCUUGAUGACGUCACAGAUUCAAAGUCCAAAACAGAAGAUGAUUUCAGUGCAACGAAACAGGAACUGGAUGAUUUACGGGAAGAAAUGGAAAAUCUGAAAGGUUACAACGGAAAAUUGAACGAGGAAAUCUUGAAACUGAAUGGUACCAUAGGGGAAAUGGAAAAUGCCUUUGAAGAUGAUGCCAAUUCGAAGAUUGUGGAGCUGUCAGAUCUUCGAAAUGAAAACGAAGACUUGAAAAAUGCUUUGAAAAUUGUUUCUGAGGAGGCAGAAAAGAUCAAGGAACAGAAUUUUGCGAAAAGCUCACGAACAAAACAAGCUCAAGAUGAGGUCGAAUCUCUGACAUCGGAAAAUGAAGAUCUUCUGAAGCAGAAGCGAGAUCUUGAGUGGAAACUAAAGAAUUUGGGCAUUGAUCUCGAAGAGAAAACCAAAGCAUUGGAAGAAGUGGAUGCGGAGUUUGUUGCAGCUGAAAAGAGAAUAAAAGAACUUCAAAGGGCUCUGGAGGAUUCAAGAACGAGAGAAGGAGAUCCAAAACGAAUAAAGGAAACAGAACAGAAAAUGAAUGAUUUAAAAACCAAGUUAAAGGAGGAGAAAGAGAGAGCAGAAGAAAUGGAGGAGGAAGUUGGAAAGUUGAAAAAGAAGUUAAAAGAUGUUAAGGCAGAAUCUGAGGAUGAAAUUGCUGCCAAGACUGAGGAAAUAAUGUCUUUGAAGCAAGAAGCCAAGGAGGCUGCAAAGACAGUGAAGGAUUCUAAGCUGGCUGUGAAAGAUGCUGCCGCUGCAAAGGAGAUUGCAGAAGAAGAGUUGAAGAGUCUAACAAAGAAGUUGAGGGAUGCGACAAUCAAGCUAGAAGAAUUCAGUAGAGAUGACAAGUAUUCUGCUGAUGCUUUGCAGUCACAUCAGCUGCUGAAUAAACAAAUCAGGGACUUGCAGGCACAGCUUGAUGAAGAGGUUAAAGAAAAUCAGAGGGCAAACAAAGAGAUAACGGAGCUUAGAAACAAGAUGAAAGGAGUUAAGCUUUCAGAUUCUGAACUCGAAGUACAAAUAAAGGAAUUAAAAUCCGACCUUGACAAGGAGCAGUCUGCUCAUAAAGACACGAAUGAUGAACUGUUGAAUGUUAGACGAAUGUUGAAAGAAGCAAGGAAGAAUUUAGAUGAGGAAAAAUCGGGUGUUAACAAGAAGAAAGCGUUACGUCUCCAAGAAAGCGUAGAUGAAUUUAAAUCAGCACUCGAAGAGGAGAAAGUAGAUCACGCAAACACGAACAAUUUGCUGUCAGAGAUUCAGAGGGAGCUGAACGAGGCUAACAAGAAGAUAAGCAGGCUGAGAAACGAAGUCGAGGAUGGUGCUGAUAACGAAAAGGAUGUAAAUGCACUGCAGCGCAGAAUUAAGUCCCUUGAAAAAUCACUUGCAAAGGAACAAGAAGACCACGAACAAACUGACCAAGAGCUGCAGGAAACUAGAAACGAGUUGAAAUCGGCAAACUGGAAAAUAUCCGAUCUCGAAGCUCAGUUAGAGGCUAGCGGACCCUCAUUGAGAGAUGGUGGCAACGAAACAAAGGAACUAAGAAGAAAAGUUAAAGAAUUGCAAGACAUGUUGAGCGAGGAAAGAGCAGAGCACGAUCAAACGGAGAAAAAAUUGCGUCGCGCGAAAAAUGACCUAGAUAAUGCUCGACAGCAGCUAAACGAUCAUCGAUCGAAUGGACCAGUUCUAAACCAAGAGUUAGAUAACAGUCUUGAAGAGAAAUUAAAGGAACUAGAAGAAGCUCUUGAGGAGGAGAGGAGUAAUUUCCAAAGAGCUACAAAGAAAUUGCAAAAAGCGGAGGAGCAAUUAAAGGAGGCGCAGCGAGAUAUUUACCAACUGCAGGCAACGGAUGAUGCAAAAAUGUCAAAGGAUAAGAAAGAAUUAACAGCGAGAAUUGCGGAGCUGGAACUGACAAUCGAAGAGCGAGAUGCCACCAUAGAUGAACUUGACAACGCUCUAAAGGAGGAGAAGAACAGGAACAAGAAAGCUAAAAGUGAUCUAAGAGAGAUGCAAGAUGGAAAGGAAGAUAUGCAGAAGUCUCUAAACAAGAAGAUAGCUACAUUAGAUGCUGACAUCCAGGAGCUUGAAUCUUCGAUUGAAGACCAGAAUGACGCCAACAGUAAACUUCAGUCUGCUCUUGAUCGCGCCGAGAGGCAACGUGACGCUGCAAAGGAAGAGCUCGAAGAAUUCAAGAAACUUCAAGACCUGGAUGAGGACAACGAAGUUCAAGGCAUUGGAAGCCUAAGAAAGAAACUCGAGAAUCUGCAUACAGCUUUAGAUGAAGAGAUGGCUGCACAUGAAGAAACACAAGCGGAGCUUGAUAAGGUGGAACAGAAAUUGAAAAGCGCACAGAAAAGAAUAGAUGAGCUCCAUGGUGAAAGGAGAGAGGGUGAUGAAAAAUUAGCCAAGACAACGAUGAACGUAGAUCUGAAAGUCAAGAAUCUUGAAGACGAGUUAGAGAAUGAGAAAAAUGCUCACGAAAAAACACUGGAUCAACUCUCUGACUUCAGAAAGAAACACAAAGUUGUUUGCGUUGAGCUCGAGAACAUUAAGUCGAAUCUACCUCAGGAUAUUGUUGAUGGUAUAACUACAGGAUCGGCCAACGAAAAAAUUGAGGAGCUGGAGAAAGCUUUGGAAAAGGAAAGAGAAGCUCACGAGGAGUCUUUAGCUGAUUUGGAGUCUACGCAAAAGAAGCUGAAGACUGUAAGGGUUCAGUUGAAUGCCUUGAAAGCUGAGAAUGAAGGGAGUGCUACAGGCGGCACUAAGUAUACAUCGGAGCUCAAAGUGCAACUCAAGAAUUUGCAGAACGCACUGGAUGAAGAAGUGGCAGCCCAUGAGGAAACGGAAAGGGAUCUUGCAAUCUUGAAAAAGGAAUUUUAUACCUACAAGACAGGCUCUCAAGACGCCGGGGGUAAAUCUCGCCGAUACAGCAGUGCUAGCGUCACAUUGAGCAAAGGAUUAGCGAAUCAAAUUGAUAAGCAGAUGGAAGACUUGGAAGAAAAGAACGAGGCUCUGAUGAAGGAGAAUGAGAAAUUCAGGGUUGAGAUACAAGUCGUGAGGGCAGAAAACAACACACUUGAUCAGGCUUUUAACGAGAUCGAAGUGAAAUAUAAAGGUGGGUUGGUCACCAUACAGGAUUUGGAAGAAACAAAGAAUGAUCUUGAGGAAGAGAAUGCUGAAUUGAAAGGAGUUGUUCAGGACUUAGAAAGCGACUUGGCAGAACUCCGAAGUGGACAGAUGCCAAGUCAAGAGAAAGUGAGAAGAAGAAGUGCCAUCCCUGCUGAUGGUCCAGAAAGGAAAGAACUCAUUGCAGAGAAUAAAAGAUUGAAGCAACGAGUAACAGACUUAGAGGAUGAGCUCGAAGAAAUCAAAAGAAAAUCGAGAAAGCCAAAGAUUGAUGAAGAUGAAGCUGCAGCUUUGAUCAAAGAAAUGGAAGCUCAACUGAACGAGGCUCUGACUCAACUUGAGGCAGUGGAAGAAGUUCUAGAUAACGAAGAGGCUUUCAGAAGCGAGUUGAAAAAUACUUUGAAAGAUACGACCAAGGAGAUUGACGGCAUGAAGAAUGAAUACGAAAAGGCAUCCGGGGAAACGGAACAGUCUUCCAAGCUUAUCAAAUUACAGAGGCGCUUUGGUACUCGCAUGUCAGACUUAGAGGAUGCCAUUGGUGAAUCGCAGAUACACAUUAAAUCUGUUGAUAAAUACAAAACAAAGGUUUCAGAGCUUGCGAAAGAAUUAAGGGCCUUCUUAGACCAGGUUGGAGAUGGUCAAGGCAUGUCAGCCUACAAAUGGAAGGCCAAAUACGAGGCAAUGCUGCUACAGUUCCAACGAUCGGAGAAAGAACUGGCUGCUACAAGAGAAGAGUUGACCUCGUUGACACGUGAGCACGAGACCACAACGGUGGAGAUUCAACAGUACAGAAGAGACAACAGGCAGUUACGGGACCGAAUUGACGAACUGCUAGAGGAGAUCGAAAGGCUGAAGAAAAUUAUCGCGGAGCUAGAAGCAGAUAAAAGAAAACUCGAAAGAGAAGUUGAAGAGCAGAAAAUUGCUAUCGAGGAGUUGCGAAAAACCCUCGACUCUGAAAGACUUAUUGCAGAGACAAAGAUUGCUGAACUAACAGAAUUGCGAAACUCUCUGCAAAAAGAAUUAGCAGAAAAAGAUGAUCACAUCGAACGAAUCACAAAGUCUUACGAAAGGCAGAUACGAGAUUUGAAAGAAGACUUAGAGCUUGAGAGACAGGCGCUGGCUGAUUAUGCUAAGCACAAAGCUAGAAUGACAGACCUUCUCGCUCAGUUACAAGCUCAAAUUGAAGUUCUCAGCGCGUCCAACUCUGAAUUCUCGAAGAACAACAGAAAGCUACAAAUUAGAUUGAAGGAUGCAGUUGCUGCAUGUGAAGAUGAAAGAGUCUGCCACGAACAUACACGCCAAGCUCUUGCACGUGCCGAGAAGAGGUACCGCGAAUGCUUCAAGCAAAUCGAUCUGCUUCGGGAGGGUUUAGAGAGAGCUGAAAGAAUGAAGAAGAAUUUUGCGGGAGAAGCCGAAGAUAGUCACUUCAAGCUCAACAACAUCGAGCUUAGAACAGCUGAUUUGGAGUCGUUGAGACUCAGAAAUGUGAUCGAAAUUGAUAACAUGAAGGCUGAUAUUGAAGAAAUGGAAAUCAAAGUUCGAAUUUCCGAUGAAAGAGCGAGAAAUGCCGUUGCUGAGCUCAACGAGGUGAAUCUGAAUCUGAAGAAGUACAUGGAGCUUGAGGGUGAAAUGAGACGUGCAAGGGACAACGCUGAGAAGGAGCUUAGAGAGACACAAAUCCGUCUAUCUGGAUUAGAGGACGUUGACGUAAAGCAGUUGAAGAAUACGGUCAAGAAUUUGCAACGCCAGAACGCUGAGCUGGAAGAAGAUCUUUCAAGCAUUCUUCACCAGACGAAAGGUUUCCAAAGGUUUGAAGAACGGUACGAAAGACGAGUUACGACAUUGGAGAUUGAGUUGGAAGAGUGGAAGAAUGCAGCUGAGGUUGCCCGUGCUGAAAACGAGGCCUUACAAAUAAAAAUGAAGAAAAUGAGGGCACAGCUAGAAUCUGCAGAGUCCUCAGCCAUGAUCCUGACUUCAAGAUACAAGCAUGCCCAAGUCGAUGUUGAAGAUGCGACUGAGCGAGCUGAUGCCGCUGUUAAGGCGCUUAUGUACAAGACACGUGGACUUGACUUUAUCGAAGGCAAAGUUACGACCGAUACACGCACCAUCAAGAUCGAACACGAGAGUGAAUUUACAACAAGUCCAGAAACAAUCCAGUUGUCUUCACGCUCGCCAUCACGGAGAUAAUUGACAUGACUAAAUAUAGUUUUGUGGCCAAGAAAGAACUCAACAUCAACAACGACAGCUCUUGUUGAUUAGUCUCUCAAGAACAGGACAUUAUUUGCUACGUGGAACUUAAUUUAUUGUUUUGCUUUAAAAUUUAAUAUUUCUGAUCAUUUAAGAGUUUGAUGCAAACUUUACUUCAAAAUUUAUUCAGACUUGAUGCAGUUCACAAUUUUUCCGUUUUAUCUAGUAUUCCAAAACUUAUUCUCCUAUUUAAUUAUACAUUUUCUUAAUUAGAUGCAGCUAAUUUUUCUAAGGAUUUUCUCACAUGCUUUAUGUUUUCAGCAUUUUGAGACCUUUUUUAAGAUUUCUAAGGAACACAAUGAAUUCACAAUUCACAAUGAAUUUUUAACCGAGCAUUUAGAUUUUGUGCUGUGAUAUCCAAACAGAUUUAGUGCUUUAUUUUGGCGAUUCCCUCACUCACAACAUCCUUGAUAUUUGAAUUAAGAUGUGACUGGUGGAUUACUUUCGUAAGAAAUCCUUAUAAUAAUUAGAUAACAGCUUUUUGUCGCUCUAGGGAAGAGACAAAGGCAUCAUUAUCUUAACAGUUUAACUUUGUGUGCUUGGCGACUGUUAGACCAUCUGAUUUUGCAGUUUAAUGCUGGAGUGUAUUUUCUAUAAACCAUUUAAAGCAUCAAAA
This is a messenger RNA of Rhopilema esculentum, 8024 nucleotides long. RefSeq lists its product as uncharacterized. Gene Ontology annotation, cellular component: myosin complex; condensin complex; chromatin. Gene Ontology annotation, biological process: mitotic chromosome condensation. Lineage: Eukaryota; Metazoa; Cnidaria; Scyphozoa; Rhizostomeae; Rhizostomatidae. Gene Ontology annotation, molecular function: chromatin binding. The record is from RefSeq and is a predicted model, not a curated record.